AUGUCAUUUCUCGUCAAUAAGUUGAAGGAAGGCCUGAAGGACGCCGAGGACGGCCUCAGGGAAGCCAAAGACGACAUCAAGUCCGGUUUCGAGCACGUAGAGGAGGGCGCGAAGCGUGUCGUCCACCACCAUGUUCACUCCCACAUGCACUACCCGAAGGAAUGCUCCGACGGCGACAGUCAUCACUUGCAUCGCUUUCAAUCUUUUGCGCCGCAACGUGAGGGCAAUAAUGCCAAGUGGUAUGUCGAUGGAUGCAGUUAUUUCCACGCAGUGUCCGUCGCUCUUGAGCACGCGCAUACCGAGAUCUGGGUUUUGGAUUGGUGGUUGAGCCCUGAGUUAUAUCUGCGUCGACCCCCGGCCAAAAACGAACAGUAUCGCUUGGAUCGAAUGCUCUUCGCUGCGGCCGAACGCGGUGUACAAGUCAACAUCAUUGUGUACAAGGAAGUCACUCAGGCACUCACCUUGUCCUCUUCGCACACUAAACACUGGCUUGAGGACGCAGCAAGGAAUCCUACAGGAAACAUCAAAGUUUUGCGCCACCCCGACCACGUCCCGGAUGCCAAGACGCUGGCGUCAAACUGGUGGGCGAACAUCAGAGAGCACGGCUUUUCCCCCGCCAAACUCGCUGCUCUGCCCGUCGAUGCGGUGGAAGGCAUCUACGGCGUCGGCGAAGACACCAUCCUUUACUGGGCGCAUCACGAGAAGCUGUGUGUAGUGGAUGGCGAGAUUGCUUUUAUGGGCGGCCUGGAUAUGUGUUUUGGCCGGUGGGAUACGAAUCAGCAUUCCAUCGCCGAUGCCCACCCCGAUAAUCUGGACAACAUUGUCUUCCCCGGACAGGACUACAACAACGCCCGAAUCUACGACUUCCAGGAUGUGUCGCAUUGGGAAAACAACAAACUGGACCGCAAGUACAAUUCGCGCAUGGGCUGGAGCGACGUCUCCAUCUCACUCCAAGGGCCGGUCGUGGAGGACCUCCGAGCACACUUCGCCCAGCGCUGGAAUUUUAUUUAUUUCGAGAAGUACGGCAGCGACAAACGCUACCAUCCCAUCAUCUUCCAGCCCAGCCGGACUGGCAUUAUCGGCCAUCCGUACACGCCUGGGACUGAUGGCGGAGAGCCGGAUGGAAACGGCCAGUAUGAAGGGUUCCGGAAGCGUAUGCAUGAGAUUCGUGAGCACGGUCGACUGAGAUUGCAAGAUGAGCGGAAACGGCUGAAGGAGGGCGCGAGUGUGGGAGAGGAGGCUCAUCGAGUGGCGGAGGAGACGAGGGAGAGGAUCCGGCAGGAGUUGCAUCGGGGAAAGCAGGAUUCUACUCUGCCGUCUGUUCCUACUGGACCAUAUCCUGGUGGUAUGCAAUGUCAGAUCAUGCGCUCUUGUUGCAAGUGGUCUCAUGGCGUCCCUCUGGAACACUCUAUCGCGAACGCCUACAUUGAAACGAUCAGAACAGCCGAACAUUUCAUUUACAUUGAAAAUCAGUUCUUCAUCACCGCUACGGGAGACUCUUCCCUGAAGCCCGUGGAGAACCAGAUUGGCGCCGCGAUCGUGGAACGAAUUCUGCGAGCCGCGCAGAACAAGGAGAGCUUCCACAUGAUCGUGGCUAUCCCUGCACUUCCGGGAUUCGCGGGCGACAUUCAAUCCGACGAGGCUUUGGGCACACGAGCGAUCAUGCAAUUCCAGUACAAUGCGAUCAAUCGGUCCAAGCACUCGAUCAUGGGCAAAAUUACGGAAGCCGGGGUCGAUCCAACGGAAUACAUCCGCUUUUACAACCUCCGAAACUACGACCGAAUCAACACCGCCAGCCCGAUGAAGGAGGUAGAAGCGCAGGCGGGAGUGGACUACGACGAUGCCCGCCGAGGGUACGACGAACGCUACGGGCAAGCGGCGGAAGCGCAGGCCUACGGCGCAGGCCAUGAAGACCCCACGUCGAAUGAGAAGGCCUAUGAGAAGUACCAAGAGGCGGCCGCGGACGUGCGUGGAGGCGCCACCUCCGCUGACUCGGUUGCGUCUUGCUAUAUGCUUGGCGGCAAGGACAUUCGCAACGUCCCGUGGACGGGAGAUGCGCAGUCGGAGAUGGACGCCUUCGUUACCGAGGAGCUGUACAUUCACACCAAGAUGUUGAUCGCCGACGAUCGCAAGGUCAUUGUGGGCUCCGCGAACUUGAACGACCGCAGCCAGUUGGGAUCCCACGACUCGGAGAUCGCCAUCCUCAUCGAAGAUCAAGAGGAGAUUGACUCUUUCAUGGCAGGCAAGCCCUGGAAGGCCGCCAAAUUCGCCGCAUGCCUACGAAGACAAGCCUUCCGAAAACACCUCGGGCUGAUCCCGCCGCAAGACUGGACAUCGCCGAAUGCCAACUUCCUCCCCGUGGGCGCCGAUCCCAACGUGUACGACUGGAACAGCCGCGAAGACCAAGCUGUCACCGACCCCCUCGCGCCCUCCUUCCUCAGCCUCUGGAACACGACCGCACGCAACAACACUGAAGCCUUCCGCCGCGUCUUCCACGCCAUUCCCGAUGACACCGUGCAAGACUGGAAGCAAUACGACGCCUUCUACGACCAGUACUUCAAGCCGAGCAAAGCGAACGAAGAGGCAAAGAGCGGCGGCGAGCCGAAACCGAAUGUGGCGCGCGUGGGCCACGUGUGUACGGAAGAAUUCAGUGCGGGCGAGCAAGGGGUGAAGGAGGUGAAGGAGGUGCUGGCGAGGGUCAAGGGGACGCUGGUGGAGAUGCCGUUGCUGUUCUUGAAGGAUGUGCAGGAUUUAGCGCAUGAGGGCUUGUCGUACAAUGCGAUGACGGAGGUGAUUUAUACGUAG
Molecule: messenger RNA, 2805 nt
Organism: Neohortaea acidophila
Lineage: Eukaryota; Fungi; Ascomycota; Dothideomycetes; Mycosphaerellales; Teratosphaeriaceae
Exons: 6
Coding region: 1-2805 (934 amino acids)
Biological process (GO): cell motility; phosphatidic acid biosynthetic process; intracellular signal transduction
Molecular function (GO): D-type glycerophospholipase activity
Source: RefSeq, a predicted model, not a curated record